This is a messenger RNA of Cyprinodon variegatus (sheepshead minnow), 2402 nucleotides long. RefSeq lists its product as uncharacterized. The transcript is spliced from 17 exons. Lineage: Eukaryota; Metazoa; Chordata; Actinopteri; Cyprinodontiformes; Cyprinodontidae. The record is from RefSeq and is a predicted model, not a curated record. The coding region runs from base 72 to 2276 and encodes 734 amino acids.
AACAACGACCAAAGGAGCUUUAAAUCGGCACAAAAAGGUCUGGUAAGCCAAACGAAAUUGGAAUACGCAUCAUGGACUCCUCUCCAAUCCUUCGACAGCAAAGUCAAAGUAAAAUCCUUAGUGAUUUUCACAGAAUGACGAAUGAAGACAACAUAGAAAAAGCAGAGCCAAAGCUUUCCAAAGUUAUGUCUUCACUCCACCUUUCCAGCAAACAUGGUGAGAACAAAAAUCCUGCAGAAUCUAUACGAAAGCCACUUUUACAGCAAGUUGGGAGCCGGCUCCCCGUUCUGGCAAAGUCCCUUAAACUCCAGGUCCCCUCUGAGUUCAAGCAGUCCUACAACAAGUGGGAAGAGAAGCCGUUAGCUGGUAAAACAAAAAAGCCAUGUACCCGGCCUGUACCAUUUAACCUCUCACAGCCUAAAAACACAAGAAAGGCACUUGGUAACUGUGAACCUUUGAUGGCCUUUCAGUCAAGGGCUCGUACUAAAGAGCGUGAACACAGUGUAUACAAAAAGCCCAAUAAUCAUCCAGGUCUCGUUAAGAAUGGCUCAGACUCGGCCAGAGGUUCUGGGAAACCCCAUGCAAAGGCGACAAGUAAUCCAGCUCACCUUUCAGGGAAGCUCAGACCCACAUCCCAGACUUCAGCCCCUUCGAAUAAUCCCCUGUUCACUUCACGUAAAAUGGGAAACAAGAAUGCAAGCAUCUCCUCUGCCCGAGCUGGUCUUCAUCCAGAGAUUGGCUCAAAUCCACUUGGUGGCAAAGAGACUGCAUCACUGACAAAACAGGACACUAAUUCCAAACCUUUAAAUGAAGAAAGUGAGAACUUCCAGCAAGAUCAUGCGGCUUUGCUGAGCAUCCUCCGGAACGAGGGCAUAGGCCACGUUAGUCAACCAGUCGUAACUUCGCAAAACUCCAAAAAAUGCAAUGAUCGACCUCAGCGAGUGUCCGUUAUGAAGAGUCAUCGAAAAGUCGGGGCCACAGCAGAAAAGAGUGAGAAAGUCCAACCACAUCAGGCAGCUCUGAACGCCCUUCAGAACGAGGCCGUUGGCCGUGUCGAUCAACCAGUCACUACUCCGAAAAACGAUCUGCCUCAGCGAGUGUCUAUCAUGAAGAGUCAGCGAAAAGCCGGGGCCACAGCAGGUCCAGCAAGGGUAGUUCAGUUCUCACCAGACCCUCAUGCUCUGCGGAGCGUCCUGCAGAACGAAGGCGUUGAGGUCACUGCACCUCUGGGUGCCACACCUAGACUUUCAGUGUGUCCACCUGGCAGAGUGCCCUCCAUCUACUCUGCUCAGAGAGUGCCUCUUAAGAAGGGUUGCCCGAACUCAACCAGUCAUGCAGUGGGUCCAGGAAGGGUAGUUCAGUUCUCACCAGACCCUGCUGCUCUGCGAAGCAUCCUGCAGAAUGAAGGCGUGAAGGUCUCAGCUCCUGUAGGUGCCACACCCAGAAUUUCAGCGCGUCCACCUGGCAGAGGGACCUCCAUCUACUCUGCUCAGAGAGUGCCUGUUAAAAAGGGUUACCCAGAGUCAUCCAGUCGUUCAGUGGCGGCGCAAAGAGGGGUGGCACAGAAGAAAUGCUCUCAACAGAUGGUUCACAACAUCAAGCAUCAGCCCAUGUCUGCAACGGUUGUCCAGAGGUUAUUUGUUGAUGCAGAGGAUGAACAGAGCACAGCUGGGACGGAUGAAAAUCCCUCAAUAGAAAUCGAGCGGAUCCCAGCUCCAUCCUCGCCUUCUGAGCCUCUCUGUGAGGGAAAGGCCGAGAGGUGUAACCAAGAUGACUGCGAGGAAGAGGAGGAGGAGGAGGAGGAGCUCAAGACCUUCCUCCAGGCACCACAUAGGAAAUCUGUCAUCAUUUUCUCAACUGGUAAAAAGUUGAUCAGAGCCUCACAGUUUGAGAACCAGGAAGGUUCAGACCAACCUGCCCCAGCUCCAUCAUCACUGGCAAAGUUAACGACUGCAACCGGUGACCUGUCAGAGCUGCCUCAUCAGAUCCACUCUGCUGUUCGGUGUCUGCACAAAGGCGUAUUCAAUAAGCCUUGUUCUUUGAGUCCGGCGGUGGCCAUGUUACGGAAACGUCUCCCUCAUAUAGCGGAGCUGCGUCUGGAUCAGGAGGUUGAAACCUACACCUCCGCAUCUGUCCCUGCUGUCUCUCCUCUGCCUCGCUGUGGGAACCCGCUGGCCUCCGUGUUCCAACUUAAGGACUCCAUGAGAUUUAUCCCAAUCGACUUGGAUCUCUCUUCUGGUCCAUUGUUGUUCAGUUCCUCGCAGCAUGAGAGAUAAUUUGCACGCAAAGAACACUGGAAGAAAGUAAAACCUCACCUCUAGAGUAAUUAAAGUCUGAAGAUGUUUUUUAUAGUUAUGUUGAAUUUGCAUAAUAAAAAUAAGGGUGUAUAUUUUACAUUUGGG